Cryptotermes secundus is the source of this 8698-nucleotide messenger RNA. It is a transcript of the gene Camta, whose product is annotated as calmodulin-binding transcription activator 2. Gene Ontology annotation, cellular component: nucleus. Gene Ontology annotation, molecular function: double-stranded DNA binding; protein binding; transcription coregulator activity. Bases 1851 to 6893 code for a protein of 1680 amino acids. The transcript has 29 exons. NCBI's taxonomy places the organism in Eukaryota, Metazoa, Arthropoda, Insecta, Blattodea, Kalotermitidae. Gene Ontology annotation, biological process: regulation of transcription by RNA polymerase II. The record is from RefSeq and is a predicted model, not a curated record.
GUUUAGAAUUGCUAUGAACGCCAUUCAGCUCUGUCCGUCAGCGAAAGAGGAACAGACGGGAACGGUGUUUCUAUCUCUUUCUGUCUCGGGUUUCGCUCAUUGCCUUCCUUCCGUGCAGCCAGCCAGUCGCACUAGGCCAGCCUCUGGCCUCGGACAUACACACCCCCGGCCGGUGCUUGUUUCGGUACUGUACAGCAGCUACACCGCCCUGACUUGGAAUGGCGUGUGUUCGCGGAUGUCAUAUCAUCUUGUCUGCACGUUUUGCUGUGUUUGUUGUGACUGGUGUGUGGUAAUGUCCUACAUACAUCGAAGAGGUUACAUUUGAAGAUACUUGACAUCGGACUGUGCUUAUGACACUGGGGUUAUGAGAGUGAAGCGUCCGGAGGUUAAUUCAUGCUAUACAUACACGUCAAUACGAGUUCGCCAUUAACACUAUGAUCAGCAUCAGUCGCUCCAUCGUGCAGAAAUAAUUCAUAGAGAUUAUAAGCUAGAAACUCUGUCAGAUUUGAAAUACGAAAUUAGACUAUAGCGUACUCUUUUUCCCUCUCAUGAAUAUAAUUAAACAACGGUUAUGCGCAUCUGUGUAAGAAGUACGAGUAUUAUCGAUGCUACGCCGUUCUUCUGAUUAUUCUGCCUGCUUCUUCAGCAGCGAGUUCUAAUAAUUACCUCUUAUAUUAAUAAAAUCAAAAUAACACUUUUAUUAUAAUUAUAAUAAAUUCUGUAGUGCCCUAUGAUGGGAUCUUUCAUUAACACUUACUUGUCAAAACAAUUAAAUAAAUUGUAAUUAUCUAUAUGUAUUGUAAUAUUACACUCUUCUCUUAGGCCUAACUUUUCUCUUCUUAACCUUUUGAAGACAUAUUUAUCACAGAACAGAUGCGUUAAAUGAAACGAAAAUAAAGUAACCAGAGUACAAUUGUAACACCAACCUUUCGUCUACAGCGUUCUCGUGGUGUCUUCAUUCUGUAUUUUCUUCCUUCAAGUACGAAUGGUGGGAAGAGCAUGUUACAUCUCAAGACAUACAGCAUAUCAUACAAGUAGAGUCCUAAUUGUAAUGUUUGUUAUGCCAUUCGCGAAGCUUGGCUUCUUAUGUAACUGUUGACAGAUGGAAACUUCAUCACAUUGAAUGAUCAGCGACUCAGUUACCUUAAUUGACAAGCUUAGCCCAAGAAUUCUCUUUGGAAAUUCUUAGUUACUUAUGCCGAACAGAGAAAUCACAGUUCUCGCAUUGUUAUCAUUUCGAUUUGCUUUAUUCCAAAGGAGAAGAUAGAUUAUUUGCGACAUAUAAACAAUUCCCCAAGAAGAGCCAUAGUAUUAUCCUUCGUGCUUCCAUCUUGUUUAUGAAAAUUGUCAUGUCUUAGGAAUGUAGAGCAAUAUUUGUUGAGAGCAGGAAAGAAGGAAACUUAUUAGCUUCUAUUGUUUACCUCAGAAAGAGAGUAAAAGAAGCAGAAAACUAUCACGAAACUAAGAAGCAAGAAGAGUAAAACAGAAGACGAAGAAGGAGUCAGUCACACGCAAAAUAAAGUAGUUGAUCAAGGAACGCUGAAGAACACGGCUCCAACACGGUUUUCACUUUCCCAUUUUCAUUCAACUCGUUACGUCGUCUUCGGCGGACAGAUGGCGUCUGUCAUACGAAAUUUACAUCCUUGCCAGCAGCCAAGGUGGAUCUCACUUCCGGUUCGACUGUAACAACAACUCUGUACACCCUGGAGGGUUAUUCGCGACAUCACCACCAUCACCACGGCCAUCUGCAGCAGCAAGCCCAGCAGCAGCAUGGCCCCCAUCAUAGUGUGACGUCGUAUCAUCACCAUCACCACCAUAAUCACCACCACCAAGGGAGAGUUCACCACUCCAUGGCUGCAGGCGUCUUGCAGCAGUCACACCACCAGCAUGCAGCGACAGCUAUGGCCCUCACGCCCCUUAACGCAAAUGGGGAGCCCAUUAAACUACCUGAGAACCUGGAGAGCCUUCCCAAGGCGGAUCAUUUCCCCACACAACGACAUCGCUGGAACACCAAUGAGGAGAUCGCUGCUAUCCUCAUCAGCUUUGAGAGGCACAAUGAGUGGCAGUCCAAGGAGGUUAAGAUCAGGCCGAAGAGCGGCUCCAUGUUGUUAUACAGCCGCAAGAAGGUGAGAUACCGUCGGGAUGGGUACUGCUGGAAGAAGCGGAAAGACGGCAAGACGACGCGAGAAGACCACAUGAAGCUGAAGGUGCAGGGAACCGAGUGUAUAUACGGGUGUUACGUCCACUCUGCGAUAUUGCCAACAUUUCAUCGGAGAUGCUAUUGGCUACUUCAGAACCCUGAUAUAGUGUUGGUGCACUACCUCAAUGUGCCAUAUCCAGAUGACAACAAGCUGGCAGUAAUCACACCAAGCCUGGCUCUUUGGGGUGACAAGAAAGAGUGGACCAAGGAAGAACUGGUAUCACAACUCAAGCCCAUGUUUUUUAGUGAAGAUGAGCCAGACCUCAACAAUGAGCUGGAAAUAUCGACAGCAGAGACAGUGGAAGCGAUAGUGACUCAGCUCAUGGAAAAACAGCGUCUGGCUCGAGCAGCAGCACUCACCAAGCAGCUUGAAUGUGGUUGUCCAGAUUCAACAUGUGCUGACGGAAAGACGUGUUCCCAUCCAAUGCGACGGAUAACAGCAGCCAAGGCUGGGAGUGCCACCAACCUUACAUCCAGUUCCAAUACCCGACAGGCUGUUGUUAGUAUGUCUGCCCUCAACACUGAGAACAACAACCAGGUUUCUUCCACAACUGGCUCAGGAAGCAUGAUCCUCACCGCUGCUUCUAGCAAUGCAAGCAGUUCGACACGUCUCCAUUCCCGAGAUGGGAUCUCCUUACUCUCCCAUCAUUCCCAUCAGCAGCAGCAACAACAACAGCAUUCCCAUCAUCAUAGUAGCAAUCAUAGUUCAUCUAAUAGCAGUUCUGUCAACGCAACCACUACGUCAACUCCUCCACUUGUUCUCAGUUUAUCCCAGAUCCAGGGUGGUGGAGGCCUGCUUAUCCUCAAUAGUUCCACCGGGGGCAAUUCAACCAACCCAACACAUCAAUCCUUAGUUUCUCCUGUUGCUGUCACCUCCUUUGUCUGCAGCACCGGUUCAACACAUCACCAUCGGAAUCAUCAGCAUCAUCAAAAUCAGCAACAUGCAAAAGACUUACCAAAAUCCACAUCACCAGCAGCAGUAGUCUUGAAGCAGGAAGCCAUGGAAACAAGCUCAUCACCAUCUUGUUGUCACCAGGCCUCAGGAUCUGAAAACAACACCAGUAGUACUGUGCUGAACCUUAACAACAACAAUAACAACAACAAUAUUAAUAUCAAUAGUAGUAACAAAAUGGAUGUCACAAAUGGGAAUGUUUCAUCAGGGUUUGACAGUAGUGGUGUGACAUACUUAAGUAGUAGUCGAGACAAGAACAUUCUGAGAUCAGCAACACCAAAGCAACAGCAUGUAACAUUAUCAACAAAUUCAACUUCCUCCAUGAACAGUGCUCCACCCACCCCAGCCAAACACAUGGACACAAGUGGAGAAGACCUGAUGGAUAUCAAACCAACAUACCAUGGCAGUGAUACUGUUCUAGUUAUUAGUUCAAGCUCAAAUUCUUGCAUUAAAAACACAGAUACUGUUUCAUUGGUUGGUGGUUUCUUUAAUGAAACUUUAGACCUGUCCCAAGAAGAUAUCCAAAGAACAUUAUCUGCCAACAUGCCUCUGUCAUGUUCUGCAGAAUUGAACCAGCACUGCCACAGUGGUGGCAGUAUGGUUACAAGUGCUCAUCAUAUUAUUGCGUCCAAAUCUAUGGCUCCUUCCAGUGGAGAUGAGAUGUCCCCUGAUGAUGUCAUAGUCCCAGAAAUCAACCCAAUGGAUUUCAUUGACAGCUGUGAUGUAGUUGUAUCACCAACACAGGUGGAUGACGAUGUGUUUGUCAAUCUAGAUGCAUUUGACAUGCUGGGAGACUUUCCAGAGCUGGAGAUUCUCGAAUCUUCAGCAGAAAGCAAUACAGCAGGAGCUAACAAAUCUGGCACCACAGGAAUGGACCAUAGUACUCCUGAACCUCCUUCAACUCAAGGAAGAAAGUCUGUUACAACCACAUCUUCUGUGGAUAAGGGGAAUGAACAAGCAUCACCAAGAAUGGAUUAUCGAGAAGGCACAGCAAACAUUACUGACUACUCACCAGAGUGGGCCUAUCCUGAGGGUGGAGUGAAAGUACUUGUGACUGGACCAUGGUAUUCAACUACUUCUCCAUAUACAGUGCUGUUUGACACAUUCCCUGUUCCAACAACAUUGGUGCAAAGUGGGGUGCUCAGGUGUUACUGCCCAGCCCAUGAAGUUGGCUUGGCUACACUUCAAGUUGCUUGUGAGGGUUUUGUCAUUUCCAAUUCUGUGAUAUUUGAAUACAAGGAACCAGCAAGGGAAGAUCAGGCCUCUGCCUGUGAGCCUAAGCUUGAGCGAAGUAGCAGUGACAAUCUUCUGAAAUUUACUCUUCUGCAGCGAUUAGAGGCAAUUGAUGACCGCCUGCAGAUAAAGCAGGAACCUGAUGGCUCAGAAUUAGUAGAAGGUUCUGCAUUGUUCAGUCAAAGUAACUUUGAAGAUCGACUAGUGAGUUACUGCCAAGAGAUGACUAGCAGACCAUGGAGGUCAGGGGAAGAAGUAAAUCCGUCAUGGUUUUCAAGCCACAGAGGAAUGACACUUCUUCAUUUGGCUGCUUCUCUGGGAUAUUCACGGUUGGUGUGUGCCAUGCUCCACUGGCGUGCUGAGAACUCUUCUCUUUUAUUGGAGACUGAGGUUGAUGCUCUCAGUCAGGAUGAAGAUGGGUACACACCACUGAUGUGGGCAUGUGCCAGAGGUCACCAGGAAACAGCCAUUCUUCUGUACAGGUGGAAUCACACAGCCCUGAAUGUGCGUAACUUGUCUGCACAGACAGCUACAGACUGUGCACGUUCCAAUAAGCAUGAGGAUCUUGCACAGGAAAUGGAGAAACUGGAAGCUGCACGAGAAAAAAAUAACAUGACACUCCUUGGUUCCUCCACAAAUUCAUCAGCAAACUGUAGGUCACUGGGGUCUCCAACAUCCACUUCUGUAAGGACAAAGGUGUCAUCUGCCUCUCCAGCAUUCCUAGGUACAGACAAUAUAAUGUUGCUUGGUCCAUCUUCAUCUCCAGAUAUGUCAACUUUAUCUCCAGCUGGUUCAGUUGUAUCUUUGGCUUCUGUUGCAUCUGCAGCACAUUCACAUGAUGGCGUUUUCCUCCGGCCAGGUGCUGUUACAAGAAAUGAGUCACAGAAGUACAAAGUUGUGAGUCUGGAGCUGCAUGUGAACAUUCCACAGUCAGGUGAAGCAAGCAAUGCUGGGAGCAACCACAGUUCCUUGUCCAGUCCUGUUAGUUCAAUACAAGGGGUGAUGGAUUCAAAUAAUGUGACAGUGCGGCUGCAGAACAGUAGCAGUACAUCAGUACCUCAGCUGCAGCAGCAUCAGCCUCAGCAUCAGCGUCUGACCAAGCGGCCAUCAGUGGACAGUGGGAUACAUCUUGGUUCUGUACAGUCCUCAGACAGCCUGCCAUCAUUAAGAUCUCGAGCAAACAAGUUGGGAAGUGGAAGGGAAACCCCCAAACUAUCACGCUUCGACCGCAGCAUGUCCCUACCACUUAAUUCACCCAUGUCUGGCGUUGAAAGUUCAUAUGACAGUGGAAUUUCUGAGGGCCGUGAUGUGAUGAGAAAUUCUCCAGUCAGAAGAAUGGAUUUUGCACUUUGCGAAGUGGCAACGGGGCCCAGAAGUGAGAGCCCCAUCAUUGACGUCGAGGCUGUCUCGGACGAAGAGUCGGAGGCUAAACAGAGCAUUGUAGGGGAGCAAGAAGUUCGAGUACUGACAUUGGCUGAACAGAUAAUUGCAGCUAUGCCAGAAAGGAUAAAGAAUGAAAGUGAAGAUAUGAUGCUGGGACAUGACUGCAGUCCAUCACAGCCAGAAUCCCUGACAACAGCCAGUGACUCUCUUAGUGAAGUGUUUAUGGAACCAUUGCUUAUGGAUGAACCAUCAUCAUCUUUUGAACCUGUGGAGUUUAACUUUGAAUUCAGUGAUCACAACUACAGAUAUUAUGAUGUUGGUACUCCUAGUUCAUCUCUGAGCCCAGCAUCAUCCAGUUGCCUUCAGUCUCCCUGCUCAUUUACUCUAGAUUCUCCGUCACCUCCACCCACCACUGCUGAUUUCUGUGAGUUCUUCCAAGCCUCUAGCAGUCUGUUUGAGAAGGACUUCUCAAACCUCACCUUAUCUGAUCGUGAACAGAGAGAAUUGUAUGAAGCAGCUAAAAUUAUCCAGAAGGCAUACCGAUCAUAUAAGGGUCGCAAGAAGCUGGAGGAACAGGACAAGGAACGUGCGGCAGCUGUACUUAUACAGAAUUACUAUCGCCGCUAUAAACAGUAUGCUUACUUCAAGCAAAUGACCCGUGCAGCGAUGGUAAUACAAAAUGGUUUCCGUUCAUACUGCGAACACAAGCGGUUCAAGAAGAGCCAAGAGGCAGCUGUGUGCAUUCAGAACUACUACCGCAAUUACAGGGAGCAGGGGGGGAGAGGAGGGAGCCGUGAGGGAACACCUAACAAUGCUGUGCAGGCUAAUACUAACAGCACUGGUAGCACGAGUAGUAGCGGUCUCAAGCGAACUUAUUCACAGAGGCGACAACAUCAGGCAGCCAGGAAAAUACAGCAGUUUAUGCGACAGUCUAAAAAUAAAUUACAGAAAGAGCGAGCUUUGGCAGCCGAAAAAGAGAAGCAGGAGGACCGGUCAGUGGAUGCCCUCCAAAGGUCGCUCUGUCCAGACAACAAUUUGGCUUACUCCAGCACCGACCCAAAUAAUGGUGGGAAUAGUAACAGGCACAAAGACAGCCUUGGAAUGGAUACAUCAGAUGAAACCUGAUUCUCAGUUUGACCGAACAGAUAAAAGAAUUUGCAUGUAAGAUUAAAAAACUGUGGGUAGUUACCUCACCUACAGUGUUUCUGUGUCCAUCCUGUUGCAGAAUAAUAAAUGAAGUAGUUAAGGACAAGGGAACUUUAAAAUAUCCAUAAAAAUAAAUGUAAUUCUUAUGAUAAGACAUCAUAUUGAACAUGAACUGUCACAAGAGUGAGUUCACAUAGUUUAAGCAAUCAUAUCAAGCCAUUCCUUUAGAAAAGAUAAGAACAGUACUUUCUGCUUCAAGGAACAAUAUGCUUUAUGGUGUGUUUAUAUUGAAAUAAACCUGCAAUUUAAAUUGUUGCAUCCUCAUAAUCUGUAAAUGCUAUAAUCAUCUAUUAACAUUGGUGUUAUGGGUAACAAAGGCAAGUGUAAACCAUACCUUUCAGUGACAGAAAUGGUUACCGUGAUUGGUAUUAUUAAUAAAGCCACACAGUUGUCUAUUAGAAGUGCAUGUAGCCAACUCUGGGGCAUUGAAACAUUUAAAAAGCAGGAGUUAGAAUGACACAUUCUUUUAAAUAAAGUGUGGCCUUGAGAAUCUGCGUCCAUGACUAGGUUGCCAUUGUAGCUGAGGGUUUCUUUGUCACAACAGAAACAAGAGAAAUAAGAAACUUUUCUUCUUCUGGAAGUAGUAGGUAAAUUAUCUCUCUUCUUAUAUACAUAUUGUUCAUAAGAUUCUAUGUUAUACCAUGGAUAUGAUGGGGGGGGAUAAGAAAAUAUUUUCUACUGCUCCUACUACUAUUACUACUACUACUACUACUACUACUACUACUACUACUAUGAGGAAAAUGAUUGAUUUAAUAGAUACAAGAAGAGGUUUGGAACCCUGAGAUGAUAUUCAUGGCCAGGUGUACAAGAAGAAAUAAAGUGUAGAGUUAUACAGUUGAAUUUGUAGUAUGCAGUAUUUGAUCUGGAAUCAGAAAAUAAUUGGUAACUAAAAGUACUUCUGUACCAUGACAGAUUGUAUGAUAACAGUAGUUUGACAAAGAAAUGUAUGAUUGAAGCUGUCUCCACUGUUACUGAUGAGAGAUGGGAAUUAAUUAUGGUCAGGGCAUAUAUUUGUUUCUCCUUUUCACAUAAGUAAUCUAUUUAUUAACAGACAGAUUGCAAAUAAUCAGAGAGAGUAAUUAUUUUCUUUGGCUCUCUCAUAUAUGCAAGCUUGUCUUCUGAUAUCAAUAUAGAAUGUUUUAGAGGAUGGUGAGCAGAGAUUGAUGAUUGUCUUAGUUUAUUCAUUGGUGCAUCAAGGGGGCAGGCCCCCAUAUAUCUGUAAAUAUUAUAUUUAAUGAGGAAAAGGGAGAAAUCUUUGUUUUCAUGCUGGUUUUAUAUUCAAAAUAUUACAUACCAUUUAAAUUUGUUUUAAAUAUUAAGUAGCUAUAUUUAAUUCAUAGUUAGAUAUGACAAGAUAUUAUAGAUUUAGUAUAAAGUGGCUUUCAGUUAAUGAUUAUGUAUGAAGAUGACUUUGUUCUACCUGAAGCAUCAGGACAACAAUUUGCAGGAUCAGACAGUGUGUAAAUGAACUCUUUGCAGGAAUUUACAAAGUGAGAUACUGAAGCUGUGAUGUAGACUACCAUUUUAUGUGUUAAAAUGUGAGAAAUGAAUAUGAAAUUGGUGCUGUAUGUACAUCUGUAUAUCAGAUGGCACCACACACUGGAUAUAUUUAAAUUAGAAUUAUGUACUUAAAGUCUGUCUUAUGACAGUUUUUCUCUUAAGGAUUUGUUCCUUCUUCUUUAUUACAACUGUCACAACACGACUAUAUCAAUGUCAGUGCCUAG